UUCACCGAGUCGGGUUCCGUGCGGAGCAACAUUUUCUUUGACAGACGGAACAGAACCGAAAUGAAGUCAGCGUGCAGGUGAAGGCAGACGCAAAGCCUGUCGGCGACUCGGCGCCCAGUCAGUGUGUGAUUUUCGGCUGUCAGUGGAACUUGGAAAGGGGCGGAUGUAGCUUCUCACCGCCCCUUACCUCCCUGGAACGUCUGCAUUGAGGUGGCGCUCGGACAAGCGAGGGGAAACUGCCGGUAACCUUCGAAUUUGUGGAGGCAUGUCAAAGAAAAGAGGCAGGAAGCGAAGCAUCGGGGAGUUGAGCGACGCUGGGAGCCCUGACCCCAACUGCAUCCUGGGUGUGCGCAUUCAGCACAACUGGCGCGAGAAGGGCAACCAGAGCAAGUGGAAAGGGACCGUGCUGGACCGACUCGGCGUCAAUCCGUCGCUCUUCAUGGUCAAGUACGACGGCUUUGACUGCGUCUACGGCAUCGAGCUGUUCAAGGACGAGCGCGUCUCUAACCUGCAGGUCCUCUCGGAAAGUGUCGUAAACAACAGGCUCAAGAUACCCACCGGGGCUGAGGAGCUCGUCGGCAAAGCCGUGGAGCAUCUCUUUGAAAAGGAAGACGGCGAGAAGAACGAGUGGCGAGGGAUGGUGCUUUCCAGAGCGCCAAUCAUGACCAACUGGUAUUAUAUCACCUACGAGAAGGACCCAGUUCUUUAUAUGUACCAACUGUGGGACGACUACGCCGAUGGGGACCUCAGGAUUCUGCCCGAAGCGGAAAACAAGCACCUGCUGCCCGCCGACAGGAAGCCCGGGGAAGAGACUGAGAGCCUGGUGGGCAAACAGGUGGAGUACGUGACCGACAAAGGUGUGAAGAGGACCGGCCUGGUCAUCUACCAGGUCCCCGCCAAGCCCUCCGUCUACUAUAUCAAAUACGAUGAUGACUUUCACAUCCACGUCUACGACCUGGUGAAAACCACCUAAAGGGAGAGAGAGAGAGACGUGCUCCCUUCCCUCAUCCAUCCUCAUAAGUUCUUAUUUAAAGCCAUCGCAGACUAGUUGACGCUUCGUAAUUCAUGUAAGCUUUGGUUUGUUCCUUUCUUUGUACGUUUGCACAGCACAACUGUAGCGGCCAACUCUUAACUCGUCGCGUCCGCAUUCCCAAGCGUAAAAGGCCGUAUUUGAGUUUGCCCGACGCGCAAAGUUGGGAUGCACGCCCACUCCGCUUUGGCAUUAAGUGCACAAACGGAGUUAAAUCCAUUAUUUGCGGAAUUUCUACAUACUUAAAAGUCGGGACGGAUGGAAUAUCGCACAAGUGCUUUACCAGAGAUUUAGUCAUUAGCCUCCAUUUGGCUAUGUUAAGAAAUCGGUCAUUAUCGCAGGGUAUCUGCUCCUUUAAACAUAGAGUAUUCUUUGUAAAGCUUAAAAAGGAUGACAUUUGCUUGCAUCCCAAUGACGCCACCAAAAAAAAAAAAAAAGAAUCAUCAAGUGCCUUCAGGCUCACAAUUUUUUUUUCCCUCAAUAAUGUACAUAUCUCAGAACAGGGGUACACGAACCGCAUACUAAAACAAAUCCAACCUCAGACGAAUGCUUAACCCCUCCGCCCCCAAAAAAGCAUAAAAGGUCCCCCCCCACCGCGUAUAAAGGCUUUUUAAGUUCUGUUGGUUCAAGCGUCUUCUCAAUAGGCAACGUUCGAACAAGCUUGCAGUCAAGUGUGUCCCGGUGCUUGUGUAUGGCAGUCACGGAAAAAAAAAAAUAAAAAUGCAGUUUGAAAAACUUUAAAUACAAAAAUCCAGAGUGGUUGUAUAAUCUGUUGAUAUUGUCAAGAGCACUUUAUUGUACGACGUUUACAUGUUUAGAUUAGUUUUUCUGCCUCUGGGCAAUAAUAACGCUUCAUUUACAGGCAUGAUGGUUUAAAUAAUAAAAAAAAAAACAACAUUGCAGCACUUUCAGUAUUUAAAUGCGUACAAGUUGUGUGAAAUUGUUGUGAAUAUUUCAACCAAACAAUAAACAGGUAGCUCAAACCAA
This is a messenger RNA of Syngnathoides biaculeatus (alligator pipefish), 2017 nucleotides long. RefSeq names its product spindlin-1-like. NCBI's taxonomy places the organism in Eukaryota, Metazoa, Chordata, Actinopteri, Syngnathiformes, Syngnathidae. The transcript has 5 exons. Bases 266 to 973 code for a protein of 235 amino acids. Gene Ontology annotation, biological process: gamete generation. The record is from RefSeq and is a predicted model, not a curated record.